Messenger RNA from Chaetomium fimeti, 327 nucleotides. Its product is annotated as thioredoxin-like protein. The record is from RefSeq and is a predicted model, not a curated record. The coding region runs from base 1 to 327 and encodes 108 amino acids. Gene Ontology annotation, molecular function: glutathione disulfide oxidoreductase activity. The transcript has 2 exons. Lineage: Eukaryota; Fungi; Ascomycota; Sordariomycetes; Sordariales; Chaetomiaceae. Gene Ontology annotation, cellular component: nucleus; cytoplasm. Gene Ontology annotation, biological process: cellular response to oxidative stress.
AUGGAAGCCGCGCAGACGAAAGCCCAGCAGUUGAUCGACGACAAUGCCGUCAUGAUCUUCAGCAAGUCGUACUGCCCUUACUGUAACAAUGCCAAGGGUGUCUUCAACAGCCGGGACGCCAAGUACAAGGCGAUUGAGCUCAACCAGAUAGACGACGGCGACGACAUCCAGAGCGCUCUGCACAAGAUGACGGGCCAGCGUACCGUCCCCAACAUCUUCAUCGGUGGCGCUCACAUCGGCGGUAGCUCGGAUCUCGAUGCGGUCGUCAAAAACGGCAAGAACGGCAAGACGCUCGAGGAGCUGUUGAAGGAGGCUGGUGCUUUGUAA